GCCUUCCCAUGGCUGUCGAUUGUCACGUGAUAGGGAGCCCAUGAACAUGAACUUUUUUAAUAUAUACUUUCCAAUAGAGGAAUAGGACAGCCUUUCAUUUAACGGUCUCGAGCGUCCGCGCUGCUGUUUCCUUCAGCGAGCCUCUACAUUUUUAUUCAUCUUCUCUCUUUUUUGAGGAGUUUUUUUUUCUGGGUGAGUCAGAGGCUCCACGCACAGGAGCUUGCCUUGGGACAUGUAUGGAUCCUUUGGGUGCCUUGCUGUCGCUCUCCGAACACGUUCUGGCAGGAUGAGGGGAAGGAGCCCCGGUGCGUCAUUGACCCCGCGGGAGCCCCGGCUUCCGUCCGGGGACGCAGUUGGAUACUUCCCUCCGUUACUGGUCGUCUACACCUGCCAACCCCGUCCACUAAGCUCCCCUGUUUGCAGGCAGAGACCCCCACAAGAGGCCUUGUUGACGUGGACAGUGAGGACGAGCUUUGUAAAGAGGAGCUGAUACAGUGAGCCGCCUCGGACAUGGGGAGGAAAGACGAGCUGGACGUGAUGGCUGCAACGCGAGGAGCACGAAAUCCAGCAGAGUAAAUUCAGGCCAUCGAACGGUCUCGGAGCCACCUUGAACUGCCUUCGGUUCACCCGAGGAGGCCAUUGGCGGAGAGGCGUCACGUGACCACGGGGUGCCAAUGUUAUUCUACAAGGGUGUCAAGACCCUGUCAGUUUCUGAAAUAAAUAUUGGGAAACGGCGAGAUGCAAAAGGCAACCUACUACGACAGCUCCGCAAUUUACAGUGGCUACCCAUAUCAAAGCGCAAAUGGCUUCAGUUAUGAUGCCAAUCAGGUCCAAUAUCCCCGCGCCUCUCAUGUGGAAAGUGAGUACCAUCGACCUGCCUGCUCCCUGCAGUCUCCUGACGGCUCCGUGGCUCUGCAGAAGCCGGGGGAGAUGGCGGAGAGCUGCGACAGGACCACAGCCGUUCAGGCGGCGCAGUCUAAGGUUCAUCCUGAAAGCAAUCAACCGCAGGUGCCGGUGUCAGGCCCACCCCCUCCCUCACAGUCCCCCGGUGCUAUCAGCCAUAACACGAGCAACGGGUCCAGCCAGACCAGUGCCAAGAACGGCUCCCCGACCUCCAACACCCGCAGCAAACAGAUCUUCCCCUGGAUGAAGGAGUCCCGUCAGAACACGAAGCAGAAACCUGCCAGUAGCUCCAGUUCAGUGGAGAGUUGCCCCGGAGACAAGAGUCCUCCGGGGUCAGCAGCAUCGAAGAGGGCCCGGACAGCUUACACCAGUGCGCAGCUAGUGGAGUUGGAGAAGGAGUUCCACUUUAACCGGUACCUCUGUAGACCCCGGAGGGUCGAGAUGGCAAACCUGCUCAACCUCACCGAGAGACAGAUCAAAAUUUGGUUCCAGAACCGCAGGAUGAAAUACAAGAAGGAUCAAAAAGGCGUCGGGAUGAUGCCUUCCCCUGGCGGACAGUCCCCACGGAGUCCUUUGGGCCCUGCCUCCGUUGGUGGGGGCGCUGGAGGGGGAGGAGGAGGAUACCUCAACUCUAUGCAUUCUCUUGUGAACAGUGUACCUUAUGACUCCCAGUCACCGACGUCUUACAACAAACCUCAUCAAAACGCGUACGGUAUGGCCACGUCAUAUCCCCCUCCUUUGAACAACUGCCCGCCUUCCCAGAAGAGGUAUCCCGGGACCGACUCGGCCACGCCCGAGUAUGACGCGCACCCUCUCCAAGGCAAUGGCAACUAUGGGACUCAUAUGCAGGGCAGCCCUGUUUAUGUCGGCGGAGGUUACAUGGACUCAAUGCCCAACUCUGGAACCUCCGUUUUCGGUUUGACCCACCUCUCGCACCCGCCGUCCGCAAACAUGGACUACAACGGAGCAAUCACAAUGGGCAACAGUCAGCAUCACGGAGUGUGUGAUCCCACACCGACUUACACAGACCUAACACCGCACUACUCUCAGGGAAGAAUCCAGGAAGCGCCCAAACUGACUCAUCUGUAGCGGUGGAUCACUCCGCCCCAUUGUCUUUUAUCCACCUCCAGACACAUCACUGCUUUGUUUCUGCGCCUCCUACACGGCUUCCACCUCCUCUCUGCUUUUGUUUAUUUUCUCUAUAGUUUGAUGUGUGAAGUAGCAUAGGAUAAAUAAUCACGACUUGCUUGAAUUUUUCUCUAUUUGCUCUUGUCAUUGUCUCACAAAGACCUUAUCUGGGCUGUAGAGCGGGAGGGAGGGGGGCACAGUAUAUGCAUAGGCGUAUUUAAUCUUUUUCUUUUGAAAUCUUGUUUUUAAAUUGAAUCUCAAACAGGGUAUUAUGAACAUAUGUUAUUCAUUUUAAUGUGAAUUUGUUCGUCUUUUAUUUAUCCGCAGUUGAAGAAUUGUGUUUUGCAUUUUGUUGCACUUGUGAAAGGAUCCUUUGAAGAGCCACGAGCUGGGAUUGUGAGGGAGACACAUUUUCAAAACAAGGGUCACAAGCUUACACGCAACCUCCCUUGCUUGUGUUGUUCUAUGGACUGUCUAAUGUUAUUUAUUUUGUUGGGUGUAAAGAUAAAGGAGUCCUUUAGUAUUAUUUGACACCUCUGCGAUCUUUGUGUAGGGUGAAGGUUGGUGGAAAAUUAGCGUCUCGGCCCUUUUCCAGCCUUUACAUGUCUGCAGCAGCAGCUCACUUGUUCAAAUGUCUUCUUUUUCUUCCUCGGGGAGGUGUUUUCUUUUCUCAGUGAAUGUAAAAUCAAUCAGUCAUGCAAUAAGGGUGCAAAGAAGGACACACGUUUCUUUAUUGAGGAAAAAAACACAUAAUUUUUUCCGAUGUCAUACAUUCCAUGCUGCUCCAGUCCGAAGAAAUAAAUAAAAAUAAUUGAAAUAUAA
Molecule: messenger RNA, 2853 nt
Organism: Notolabrus celidotus (New Zealand spotty)
Lineage: Eukaryota; Metazoa; Chordata; Actinopteri; Labriformes; Labridae
Gene: hoxa3a
Product: homeobox A3a
Exons: 5
Coding region: 739-1992 (417 amino acids)
Biological process (GO): regulation of transcription by RNA polymerase II
Cellular component (GO): nucleus
Molecular function (GO): RNA polymerase II cis-regulatory region sequence-specific DNA binding; DNA-binding transcription factor activity, RNA polymerase II-specific
Source: RefSeq, a predicted model, not a curated record